AUGAGAACCGAUAUGAGGGGAGACAUUCGAGGGGAUAUGAGGGGAGACAUUCGAGGAGAUAUGAGACCUGAUAUGAGGGGAGACAUUCGAGGAGAUAUGAGACCUGAUAUGAGGGGAGACAUUCGAGGGGAUAUGAGACCUGAUAUGAGGGGAGACAUUCGAGGGGAUAUGAGACCUGAUAUGAGGGGAGACAUUCGAGGGGAUAUGAGACCUGAUAUGAGGGGAGACAUUCGAGGAGAUAUGAGAACCGAUAUGAGGGGAGACAUUCGAGGAGAUAUGAGACCUGAUAUGAGGGGAGACAUUCGAGGAGAUAUGAGAACCGAUAUGAGGGGAGACAUUCGAGGGGAUAUGAGACCUGAUAUGAGGGGAGACAUUCGAGGGGAUAUGAGAGGGGGACCAGAUAUAAGACCGGACAUGAGGCCAGAUCACAUGAGACCAGAUAUGAUCAGGGGGCCGGACAGGGCUGAGUUCUCUCUCCUGCUCCCCCACGAAGCCUUGGGACACGGCGGCAUGGACCAGGACAAACCAGGCAACAGCCAUCACCCUGUGGGAGGAGAGAUACAGGAAGCAGAGAAACAGGACAGCAUUGACGGUAAGGAUCAACUACAAUAACAAACUCCUCCUUUCUACUAGCAUGGUCCCAGAACUGUUGGUCUUGUGUGACAGUGACCAUGGGAGUUGGCAACAACAGACAAACAGAUCUGGGACAAGGACAUCAAUUAUUUUAUUAGGUUUGUGUUGAUAUGGCAGCAGGUUAUUGAGGGAGUUUAUUUGCUUGUUUGUCCUCAGACGACGAUGACGCGAAGGCGGACGACGCUGUGUCGGUGGUGUCUGGCGGGGAGGAGUACGAGCCAAUCAGUGAUGACGAGCUGGAUGAGAUCUUGGCGGACAGUGCCCAGAAGAGAGAGGAUGGGCAGGAUGAUGAGAAGCCACCAGGUACAAUACUGAGAACACUACAGUCCUUCUGGUUUAGAACAGGACCACAGUCCUUCUGGUUUAGAACAGGACUACAGUCCUUCUGGUUUAGAACAGGACCACAGUCCUUCUGGUUUAGAACAGGACUACAGUCCUUCUGGUUUAGAACAGGACCACAGUCCUUCUGGUUUAGAACAGGACCACAGUCCUUCUGGUUUAGAACAGGACCACAGUCCUUCUGGUUUAGAACAGGACUACAGUCCUUCUGGUUUAGAACUACAGUCCUUCUGGUUUAGAACUACAGUUCUUCUGGUUUAGAACAGGACCACACAGUCCUUCUGGUUUAGAACAGGACUACACAGUCCUUCUGGUUUAGAACAGGACUACACAGUCCUUCUGGUUUAGAACAGGACUACACAGUCCAUCUGGUUUAGAACAGGACUACACAGUCCAUCUGGUUUAGAACAGGACUACACAGUCCAUCUGGUUUAGAACAGGACUACACAGUCCAUCUGGUUUAGAACAGGACUACACAGUCCUUCUGGUUUAGAACAGGACUACACAGUCCUUCUGGUUUAGAACAGGACCACACAGUCCUUCUGGUUUAGAACAGGACUCACAGUCCUUCUGGUUUAGAACAGGACUACACAGUCCUUCUGGUUUAGAACAGGACUACACUGUCCUUCUGGUUUAGAACAGGACCACACGGUGCUUCUGGUUUAGAACAGGACCACACAGUGCUUCUGGUUUAGAACAGGACCACAGUGCUUCUGGUUUAGAACAGGACCACAGUCCUUCUGGUUUAGAACAGGACUACAGUUCUUCUGGUUUAGAACAGGACUACAGUCCUUCUGGUUUAGAACAGGACUACAGUCCUUCUGGUUUAGAACAGGACUACAGUCCUUCUGGGUUAGAACAGGACUACAGUCCUUCUGGUUUAGAACAGGACUACAGUCCUUCUGGUUUAGAACAGGACCACACAGUGCUUCUGGUUUAGAACAGGACUACACAGUCCUUCUGGUUUAGAACUACAGUCCUUCUGGUUUAGAACAGGACUACAGUUCUUCUGGUUUAGAACAGGACCACACAGUCUUUCUGGUUUGCCUGCAGGGUUGCCAAGUCAUGCUAAAACUUCUGGCCCAAUGGCUCCUCCAAACCAGCCCAAUAUCAUACACCUGGCAACCCUGUCUAGUCUGCAGUUGGCGACUGGUAAAAGACAAACUGUUGUGGUUUUGUUAUUGUGAACUAAAUCGUUGUUUGAUUAUUGUGGUCUAAGUCCUUCAUAUGUGCUGUGUUUCUCCAGGUCCCCUGGACGUGAUUGAUGUGGACUGGUCCAGCCUGAUGCCCAAGCAGAAGCAGGAGCCCCGGGCAGCAGGGGCAGCUCUGCUCCGGUUCACCCCAGGGGCGGUGCUCCUCAGGGCGGGCGUCUCCAAGCGGCUGGCUGGGCCCGAGCUCCUGGAGAGGGUCAGGGAGGUCUGCAAGAAGGAGCUGGAUGAUCCUAAAGGUGAGUGGAGGAGAUAUUAGUACUAUUACAUACCGUGUACUCAUCGACUUUCUCCUACUGGAUUUUAUAACCAUGCAUGAUAUGACAACAAAAUUUUAAGAGCUUGUCUACUUACAAAAAGUUUUAGAAAAAGCUGUCCUAUCACUGUAAACAUCCCGUGGUUAACCCCUCUUGUCCCGUCAUCAUGUAAACAUCCCGUGGUCAACCCACUCCCGUCCUCCUCACUGUAAAACCCCCUAGUCUAACCCGCUCUCUGUCCAUCUCCUGUAAACACCAGUGAGUCUAACCCCGCUCUCGUCCGUCAUCACUGAAAAACCCCCGGGGUCUAACCCAGCCCUUUCCCUCCAUCUCAUUAAACAUCCAGUGGGUCAACCCCCGUCUCCGUCCAGUCAACUGUAAACAUCCAGGAGUCUAACCCGCUCCUUUUCCGUCAUACUUAAAAAUCCAUGAGUCUAACCCCCCUUUUCCAUAUCACUGUAAAAAUCCGGGUCUAACCCACUCUCUGUCCUAUCAUGUAAAAAUCCCGGAGUCUAACCCCCUCCUGUCCAGUCCACUGUAAAAAACAGGAGUCAACCAGCUCUCCGUCCAGUCAUCACUGUAAACACCUGGUCUAACCCCGUCUCUGUCCCGUACACUGUAAAAAUCCGUGAGUCUAACCCCCCCCUUUUGUCCAUCUCACUGUAAACAUCCAGUGAGACUAACCCAGCUCUCGUCCCGUCUCAACUGUAAAAACCCCCCGUGGUCUAACCCAGCUCUUGUCCAGUCAUCAUGUAAAAAUCCGUGAGUCUAACCCCGUCCUUUUCCCGAUCACUGUAAAAAUCCGGAGUCUAACCCCCUCUCUGCCCGUCUCACUGUAAACACCAGUGAUUAAAAACCCGCCUCUGUCCAUUCCUCCAGAUGCUGACAAGCUGUUUGAGCAUGACCUGGGUGCUCUGAACAAGGCAGCUCUGAACAGGAAGGUAGAGAGGGCAGGUCUGCUGAGGAACCUGGGCCCCUGCUGUAAGGCCCUCUGCGCCCGCAGGGACAUGGCCAUCAGACGGCAGCUCUCAAGAAUGAAAAGGUGA
Messenger RNA from Coregonus sp. 'balchen', 3483 nucleotides. NCBI's taxonomy places the organism in Eukaryota, Metazoa, Chordata, Actinopteri, Salmoniformes, Salmonidae. The record is from the annotation of a GenBank genome assembly.